AUGUACAUGAUACAGUGGAAUAAUUGGACCAGGAACUCUGAUUUCAUCCUGUUAGGAUUAUUUGAUCACAGCCCUCUUCAUACUUUUUUCUUUUCCUUAAUCCUGGGUAUCUUCUUCAUGGCCUUCAUAGGAAAUUCUAUCAUGGUGAUUCUCAUCUACCUGGAUGCCCAUCUUCAUACCCCCAUGUACAUCCUUCUCAGCCAACUUUCUCUCAUGGAUCUCAUGCUCAUCUGUACUACAGUACCCCAAAUGGCAUUCAACUUCCUCUCUGGCAACAAGUCCAUCUCCAUGGUUGGCUGUGGAAUCCAGAUAUUCUUCUAUGUAUCUCUACUUGGAGCUGAGUGUUUUUUGUUGGCUGCAAUGGCCUAUGACCGUUAUGUAGCUAUUUGCUACCCAUUACAGUACCCUAUUCUCAUGAGUCACAAAAUAUGUGGCCUCAUGGCUGCCUCCUCUUGGAUUCUUGGCUCUCUUGAUGGUAUAAUAGUAGUUGCAGCUGCGUUGUCUUUCUCAUAUUGUGGUACCAGAGAAAUACCUCAUUUUUUCUGUGACAUUGCUGCUUUGCUCACAAUUUCAUGUAGUAAUACCUUGAUAUUUGAAAAGAUUAUGUUUUUCUGCUGUGUAAUUAUGCUUACUUUACCUGUAGCAAUCAUUAUUGCUUCCUAUACUCGUCUACUCCUCACUGUUAAACACAAGUCAUUUUCUAGGAUGGAGCAAAUGUUAGGACACAAACAAGUUCUAUCAGGUUUGCCUGAAAAACCUGCUUAG
Molecule: messenger RNA, 765 nt
Organism: Mastomys coucha (southern multimammate mouse)
Lineage: Eukaryota; Metazoa; Chordata; Mammalia; Rodentia; Muridae
Product: olfactory receptor 2M3-like
Exons: 3
Coding region: 1-765 (254 amino acids)
Biological process (GO): G protein-coupled receptor signaling pathway
Cellular component (GO): membrane
Molecular function (GO): G protein-coupled receptor activity; olfactory receptor activity
Source: RefSeq, a predicted model, not a curated record